Hippocampus comes (tiger tail seahorse) is the source of this 866-nucleotide messenger RNA. RefSeq lists its product as uncharacterized. The coding region runs from base 16 to 819 and encodes 267 amino acids. NCBI's taxonomy places the organism in Eukaryota, Metazoa, Chordata, Actinopteri, Syngnathiformes, Syngnathidae. Gene Ontology annotation, cellular component: nucleus. The transcript is spliced from 6 exons. The record is from RefSeq and is a predicted model, not a curated record.
CGCUCGCUGCUGCGCAUGCGCCGUGGCCACCUUCUUCUCCCCCCCUCCCCAUUCGGCGAAAUUUCGAGCAGGGCCGCGGACGUCGCCAUUUUGUCGGACCACCGACCCGACAGGACGCCGGCGUGCUCGCGAGGAGGAGCGGCGACGGCAACGGAGACGAGCGGGGCCCCGGCCAUGGCGACCUCCUGGCAGGACGAGGACGAGGAGUUGAAGGCGGGCGGGGCCAAGGGCCUCGGCAACCGGCCCAGGUUCUCCUUCUCCGAGAUCAAGAUGCUGCUGCAGCAAGUCCGCAGGAACAGAUACAUCCUCCUCAGGAAGUUUAAUCACGGCGUGUCGGCAGAGGCCAAGAAACAAAAGUGGGCCGAGAUCACCGAUCAGAUCAACGGUCUGGGACAGAACCACAGAGAGGUGCGGCAAAUCAUGAAGAAAUGGGCGGACCUGAAAUGCGACGGCAAGCGUCGGCUGGCCCUCCUGCGCGCUCCCAACGGCUCGGCGGGGAGGAGGAAGAGGAAGUCCCUGGACUCGGUGGAGAAGAUGGUCCACGGCAUCCUGCUGAUGAGUCCCACGGGAGACGUUCUCAGCGACGCGGACGACCAAGACGAAGGCUCCGAGUCCACCGCGGCGGGCGGCAAGAAGGCCGACGGCUGCUACUCGUCCCUGGACACCGCCAACAGCUCGCUCUCGCUUCCCGGGGGGCUUUGCCUGGACUUCUCGCCCCUCUCGUCGCCCGACAAGGAGCUGAGCGGAGACCCCUUCCACUCGUCAGACGACGACGCGGGUGAGAGCCUUUCGCCGGGAAACCUUUGGCUCGCGGGCUAACGUCUUCCCCGCUUUUCCGGGCACGAGAAUCGCUCGCUCGCGGGCCU